Messenger RNA from Yamadazyma tenuis ATCC 10573, 3214 nucleotides. RefSeq names its product Ran GTPase-binding protein (gene LOS1). Gene Ontology annotation, biological process: tRNA re-export from nucleus. Gene Ontology annotation, cellular component: cytoplasm; nuclear pore; nuclear matrix. The record is from RefSeq and is a predicted model, not a curated record. Gene Ontology annotation, molecular function: pyridoxal phosphate binding; tRNA binding; small GTPase binding. Lineage: Eukaryota; Fungi; Ascomycota; Pichiomycetes; Serinales; Debaryomycetaceae.
AAGACGGUUAGCGGUGAGAACAAAAGUAUGGAACAGCAGAUUAAUCAAGCGGUAGGAAUAGCGUUGAGUAGAGAUAGCGAGCCGGGAUUGAAGCAGCAGGCCAUAGAGUUCAUCAACCAAAUCAAGAGCACCAAAGACGGCUAUAAAUCAUGUGUCAAUAUCCUUCUCACUAAUGGAUCCGCUGUCAAUGAUGAGUUUAAGUUUUUCAUCUUCCAGGUAAUCGACGAGAACUUGUCUCUGCUCUCACAAGAAGAGCUGUACGAAAUUGAUCAGCAGUUGUUUCUGUACGUCAGCCAGUUAAUUUAUAGUAAGAAACAAGACAGUUCUUUCAUCAAAAACAAAACCACUGAGAUAUUGAGCAAAGUCUUCUGCAAGAAUUACAUGACCAUUAACCCUAACUUCCUCAAAAAUUGGCUCAGUUUUGUCAAAGACAACGAGAGCAGUGAGUUGGCUUAUGAUUAUUACCUCCGAUUAAUGAUCUCUAUCCAUGAAGAAAUCGGUGAUAAAUUAAUCAUGAGAAAUGACUUUUUGAACGAGAGAAACCUGUACAUUAAAGACAAGAUCAGAAUCGAUGACAUGCCUGCUUUGGUAGAAAGCUGGUAUAAGAUCUUGGAAAUCAGUUACACCAACUACAAUGAAACAAAUAUGAAUAAUUCUUUGAUAGUGAUUGGCCAAUAUGUCAACUGGAUGGAGAUUUCUUUGUUCAUCAACAAAAACUAUUUGGAGUUGUUUAAUUCUAUUUUGGUCAACAAAUUAUCAAACAAAGUGUGCUCCACUAUUGCAGAGAUCGUCUGCAAAAAGAUGAAGCCCGAAAAGAAGUUUGAGUUAUUGAGUUUGCUCAACUUGUCAAAUGUUAUUUCUAAUUUAGACAACUCUAAAUUAGACUUGGACUUUCUAGAAAACUUGGCUAAGUUGACCAACGCAGUGGCAUUAGAGAUGUGCUAUAUUAUAGAAAAUUCUGCGAAUUUGACUCAGGAUAUUUUGAAUCAUUUACUCAACUACUGGCAGCUCAUCUUCAACUUUUUGUCCAAUGACUACGAUGAGAUAUCCCUUCAAGUUUUUCCUUUCAUUCAAAACUACUUGACAUUGAGUAAGAAAACCCCCACGUUGGUCAUUAAGGAGUUAUACGAGAACUUGUUAGACAGGGUCAUCUUGAAAAUGAAGUUUGACAGUGAAUCAUUCGAUUUGGAAGAUGAAGAAGCGGUUGAAGAGUUCCAAGAGUUUAGAGGUAAAUUGAAAUUUUUUCAAGAAUCUAUUGCUGGAUUAUUACCAGACUUAUAUUUGAAUGCUUUGCCGAUAAUAAUCAAUAAAUUUGUCUUUGAAGAGACUAAUAACUCGAGCUGGGACAGCUUCGAGUUGGGAUUAUACGAGCUCACCAGUUUCAACGACUCCAUAAAAAAUAAUUUAAUCAACCAGCCAAAAAGUGAGAUAGCUACUUCCAAACCAAUGGGAAUCAUCUCCAAUUUUUUCUUCAAAUUAAUCAAUGAGUUGCCAAUCAACAAGUUCAAUCACGAGUUAAAUCAAUUGAGCUUGUUCGAAAUAAUUAUAAAAAUCUACCCCAAUUUGAACAACGAAUUGAGAUCAAACCUAGAGUUUAACCUGAAGAUUCUUGAGCUUUUUAUCAGCAAUAUUGGGAUUUUCAACCCGGCCGAUAAGGUCAAACUUAGAUGCUGGUACUUGUUUUUCAGAUUUGUCAAGACCAUAAAACCUCAUCUUUUAAGCGAUGAAGGGUUUUUGAGUCAGUUCAUAUUGAAUUUGAACAGUGAUUUACUUGUUAUUAAAGCUGAAUUACCCAAGAAGGACGAUGAACUGGAGUUAGUCGAGUCCUCUAACUUCAACAAUCAAUUGUAUUUGUUUGAGUCGAUUGGAUCGUUAAUUUCUAUGUUUAAUAUUAGUGAAGAAAGUAAGUUGAAACUUGUGGAUAUGCUUUUACAACCAAUCUUCAAUGAUUUGGAGAACUUGCUUAAGUUCAAAGACAAACCUGAAGGGCAAGUACCAGAUCAAGAAACUCAACUUGUUCACUUACAAAUCCAUCACGACUUAAUGGCAAUAGGAACUUUUGCAAGAGGUUACCAUUUUGAACUGAAAAAUAAGUACUCUGUUAUAAUUGUUCAAAAGUUCUUGAACUGUUGUCAAAUCAUCAUCAUUAUUUUACAAAGCUUUGACAAGAUCUUGAUGGUUCGUGAAAGUUCUAGGUUUGCAUUCGCAAGGUUUAUUCCAAUAUUGCAAGAUAACAUCAUCAAUGAGUUGAACAAAUUGGUCACCGUAAUUUUAUCAUCAAACAACUUGAAGACAUCUGAGUUGAUGGAGUUUGUUGCGUUUUUAAACCAAAUCAUUCAUUCUUAUAAAGAUAACGAGAACAUCUACAAUUUGUUGAACAAUUUACUUACUCCCUUACUCAACAAGGUUUUCGAAAUGAUUGACAGCUUGCAUUCAAUCACCAGCACAAACGAGUAUCCUGACUUGGUCAGAGACAAGAUUUCAUUGAAGAAGACUUUAUUAACGUUUGUCUCAACCGUCAUUACCAACCAUCAGACCAGCUUGUUGAUUACCGAAACCAACAAAUUAAUUCUUCCAACGUUGAUCGAUAAGAUAUUUGGCAUCUGUUACGAAUUAGACUUGGAUGAUCCAGUGUUGACCAGAUUGGCAAUCACCCAACUAAUCAAUAUGGCUACUGUUUUCCAGGAUGGUCAUAUCAAAGAUAAGAAUGACAAGUUUUCCUCUGUCAACAGCAUCGAAGGAAUUGAUAGUUACCUUAUCAGUAAUUCUACUAGAUUGGUUUUCGAGCUUCCUUUCAAGCUCAAAGAAUUGAAUGCCCAAAACAAAUACGUCCUCCAAGAGUUGUCUUUAUUAAUGAAGACAAUGCAAGCCGAAAAUAAUAACGAGGGUUUCAUCAACAGUCUCUUGUCUUUCUUGACAGAAAAUGGUAUCAGUGAAGAGAUUAAAGUUGGAUUUUGCAAGAACUUGGUCGAAUUAGAUGCCAAACAGUUCAAAAAAUACUUUAUUGCCUUCGUAACUGAAUUGAGACGAUGAACGCCCACCCCAUAUCACCCUUCCUGUAUUAUAUUAAAGCAUCCCACAAAUUAUUAUUAUUAAGUUACGACUACCAUAUUGAAGGACCUGGUUCCAAGCAUUUUUGGACAUCCUCUGGUCUUUUGCAUGUACAAUUAUCUGUAAAUACCAAAUAUACGAUUGUUCAUGAUUAGCCUCUAAC